GCAUCUGAAGGAUUAUCCGUCAUGCCUAGUCUCCUAUCUGUGAAGCCUGGUGAAAUCGUAUUCCCCAACACUUUGUAUCAAUCGGUUAACACUACCUUGUCCCUGACUAAUGUUGACGGGGACAAGAAGGCAGUGGCUUUCAAAAUCAAGACGACUGCUCCUCGCAAUUAUCUAGUUCGACCCUCUUCUGGUGUUGUUGCUGCCGACGCUACUGUGGAUGUGCAGAUUAUUUUGCAGCCGCAAACUUCGGAUCCAAGCCUCAACACAGAUAGGUUCCUCAUUCAAGCUACUACUAGUGCCACAGGUCAGCCUCUUGAGCGUGACGAAUGGGCUCGCGUUGCCAAGGCGGAUAUUCACGAGCAACGUCUCCAUGUUAUCUUCAAGCCAGCUGAGGAGGGCUCUCAGGCCAAGGAAGGUGCCGCUGCUACUGCUCCUACCGUUGCCGCCACGAAUUCUUCUAAUAUUGCUGCUGGAGAACUGAGAGGCAAGUACGACGAACUCGUUCAGUACACAUUGUCGAUUGAAAAGGAGAAGUCCAAGUUGGAGAAGGAGCUCGAAGCCAACAAGGCUCGUAGUGCGGUGGUGGCUCGCUCUUCCUCGGGUUUUACAACUAUGCAGCUGCUCAUUUCCAUGGUCAUUGCAGUGAUCAUUUCUCGCCUAGCGGCUCUUUAUGGGUACUAAUUGAGUGUGGAUGAGGAGUCAGAUUUCCACACACAUUACAAGAGUCUGUAUUGAGCUUGAAGUGUUGGUCUAUUUUGCUCAUCUCUACACUUCUAUACACAUACCACCAUUACUAAAGGCUUUUCAUAGCAAAUUCGGUGUUAUCGUUGUGGAGCUCAUGUUAGUAUGAUGCGAACAACUGGUAUCACCUUCUUCCUAAUGCGAGUGCCAAAGAUUGUUGGUGUGUGCUUAUCGAAGCUCCUUUGUCGGAGGUGUGAGUAGUGACGAUUCUCUGGUGAAAAAUAUACAUACAAUUUCAAGCCUAAACUCUGUAU
This is a messenger RNA of Perkinsus marinus ATCC 50983, 995 nucleotides long. Its product is annotated as Vesicle-associated membrane protein-associated protein B, putative. Bases 22 to 681 code for a protein of 219 amino acids. The transcript is spliced from 2 exons. The record is from RefSeq and is a predicted model, not a curated record. Gene Ontology annotation, cellular component: plasma membrane; endoplasmic reticulum membrane. Gene Ontology annotation, biological process: endoplasmic reticulum membrane organization. Lineage: Eukaryota; Perkinsozoa; Perkinsida; Perkinsidae.